This is a messenger RNA of Mytilus trossulus (common blue mussel), 6150 nucleotides long. RefSeq lists its product as uncharacterized. Gene Ontology annotation, cellular component: centriole. The record is from RefSeq and is a predicted model, not a curated record. The transcript has 14 exons. Bases 228 to 4934 code for a protein of 1568 amino acids. Gene Ontology annotation, biological process: negative regulation of centriole elongation; regulation of cytokinesis; centriole replication. NCBI's taxonomy places the organism in Eukaryota, Metazoa, Mollusca, Bivalvia, Mytilida, Mytilidae.
AGUGGCCCUAUAUCAUGUAUAUAAAAAAGAAAUAUGCCUGUUAUUUUCAACUUAUUAGACCAAGUGCAUUGAUUUAAUCAAUUGACAAGUUGUCAACAAAUAUCAAAAUAAUAAGGGGAAUACCAUUAUUUUAAUGGACAAAAGAUUAUACAAAUAAAAGAAGAUUUUAUGAUAUUGGUGUUGAAAAAAGAUAUUAUUUUCAUACUAGUUAAUGGCAUACUAUAGUAAUGGGAAUAGAUUUUUUCGGAGCUAAACUUUUUAUGAUGGAUCCAAGAUUGUCCGUAGAAUUAGUUCUUGCAGAAAAGAAUCCCUCGCAUCACAUCAUGGGAGAUUUAUUAGAAUAUUUUGAGGCGCAGAGUCGGAAUCUGGAUGAGAUGUCAGCAUCAUGGUCCAGCCCAAUACCAACAAAUUUUACCUCUGUAAUCAAAUUCAAUGGAGUACCAAUAUUACCUCCUGUGAUGACUGCCAAAAGGAGAGAAGAAAUGCUGACCUACAGAAGACAAGCCAUGAGACUGGAGAACAGAAAAAAGUCAAAGCAACGAGAAAAACUAGUGGCUAGAGUACAGUCUAUAGUGGCUGAAGUUGAGAAAGAGUUUGCUUUAAAGCGCCGUUCACGGCUUCCUCGAACAGCCAGGAUAUCUCAGCUUAUAGAAAAGCAAAAUAGCAGACUUUCCGAUUCUGUGGAUUCCUCUCCUGUCUCAAGCGGAACUGACGUUUCUUCAAAAUGGUCACCUGAAAGUGUAAAUUCAUCAAGAUCCCCAGCUGGGAUCUCUAAAACAAAUAGUCUUUCUUCAAAUAAUAGAAGCAAAAGUAUGACUAAUAUUAACAAUGAAAAAACAGUGAAGGUUGAAAAAUCCAAGCCGUCUUAUACAAAAAAGAAAGAUCAAAGCCAGGAAGAACAAAAAUCUGUGAACAAAUCUGACAAAUUUGUCAGGGAACAACGAACAAAAAUUCCGGCUCCCGUUCAUACUACAAAAAGCACCCCGCAGAAAUCAAAACCAAAAGCUUCAUCUAAGUCUCAGGCAAAAGCUUUAUCAAAUUUGAAAAAAUCGAGUUCAAUGUCGUCCCUGCCAAAUCCUGCAAAAAUCCCAGGAACCCCAUCAUAUCCUGUUCCAAAACCACCUUCAACAAAAAUGACAGAAUUGCAGGCUAGACGUUCAAAUUUGCUGAUAACAGGUAGAAUUUCAUUUUCUAAUCCUGAUUUAAGAGACUUUGAUGAUGACAAUUCUUUAUCAUGUAAAUCAGAAAGUGGAAUUUCCAGAAAUUCUCGUAGACUGAAAAAGUCUGCUUGGCAACAGGCCAAUCAACAUAGUGCUUCAGACCCAGAUAUAAGUCGUAAUGAAAUAGGGGAGAGCCAGGGGUUUGUUUUAUCACCGGAAGAACCAAUUUUACAAUCCCCUAAAAUCCAUAGACUCAAAAAGCAGCAUAAAACAGCAGGAAGUAAUCCUGAAUUAUCAUCAACACAAUACUCACCAGAAGUUGAUCCAGAAAAAUUUAGACAGGAAUUCCUUGCUGCAAAAAAGAAAAAACAGCCAAAAUCAUCUGCUACAAAUACUGAAAGGAAAACUUCACCUUCAGAAAACAAAUCAAUGACAAAAGAAACCUCAAAGAGGAGGCAGUUGCCAGUAGAACCAAAAGUUGAAGAACCUCAGUCACUAAAUGACUAUCCAUCUUUAGAUGAUUGUAAUUCUUUACCUCAAGAAUUUAGCGGUUUGCCGUUGACCUCUGUUAAACAGCAGCAGAUAGGUCAAGUUCUUGCCAAACUUUCCAAACAUCUCAAUUUGCAGGACACAGGUGAAACUCUGAAUUCUACAUCAAGUAGUUCAUCUACAGAAAAUAAUAUGAAACAGUCUGUCUAUUCUAAAAGUCCUUCUAAAAAUAAAGAGGAGGAAACGAAACAAAAGUAUUUUCAUUCACCUACAUUGUCAGAUAAUUCAGGAAAUUCUGGGAAAGAUGGAGUAGAGGCUAGUGUUUCUAGUUUUAACCAGUCUGGUGUGAAUUCUUCAGUGAUGAGCUCUGUGGGUUCAGUUGGUACAAAUCAAAGCAGACGCAUGAGUCCAAAAGGACUGAAAAAUACUGUUCAUUUUUCUUCAUUCGUUACCGAAAUAAGUACUAGUGCUAGUCAAUCUGUAGAGGAUAAAAUUUCUGUGAGAAAAAUGGAUAUAACUCCAUCAAGUAGUGCUGAUUUGACAGGACAUACAGGGUCAGCAAAUUCUUCAGAUUUAUCAAAUCAAGGUCAAAAUGGAAAACCGAUGCAAAAAAACGUAAACGACCUGGGGUCGUCAGCAGUACCUCAGGUCAGUACAUCAACAACACAGCCAUAUAGAAAUAAUUUAUUUCCUGGACAGCCAGGAUCUAUGUUAAGCAAAGUUGCCUUGAGCCCAGAAGAGUCACCAGGUGGCACUCCGAAAAGUUUUUUCAAAGAUCAGGAAAUGCCAUUUCAUGUUUAUACCGCUGAAAUUGAUCAUAACACUUCGGACAAGGAAAAUGAAAACGUGUAUCAAAAACAAAUUCCUGCUGACAUGGAUGAUAAGCUGAACUUACUUGAAAGAGAACUGAAUAAAAGUUGUGAUCAGACUUAUGGGAAUAUAUUUAUGCUAACUGGAAAACGUUCCAACGACUCAGAUGAUAGAUCAAUAGGAAGUACUUUGAAAGAGAGUCAGGAAAAUGUUAUAUCAGGAAUUCAAAGGAAUUAUUUCAAAAACGAUAUUUAUUCAGAUGCCAACAGAACUGACUUUGAAAAAGUUAUGAAAGUUUCAUCAUCUGUUACAGAAGGCUCGGGUCAUGUGAUGGGUGAUGUGAACCAAUCAAAACAUUUGUCUCAUGGAACUUCUGCCAAUAAAAAUAUUCUUCCAACAGGAAGUCAAAUAUCUCCGAAUAUUGUUCCUAAAACUUUAGACCGACAUGUGAGACAUGGAUCAUAUACUCUUGAGCAUCCCUCAGAUGCUUUAUUAAAAGCAAAAUUAAACCAACAAAGUCCGCAAUAUUCUCAGACCAAUGGAAAUAUUACAAAAAUGAAUAUAGGGCCAGAAAGUAUGGAACCUGUAUCAGUUUCUCAAAAUGAUAUGAGUGUUCCAACAUCGGAAUCAUCAGAACAAAAUGCAAAAGCUGAACAUAUUCAGAGAUAUUUGUCUCAAGUGCAGCCGCACCCGGUUGAAGAUGUGCUAGAAAAUAAUCAAAAACCCAUUCAGAGCAGUAAUACAAGCAGACGACCUUAUGACAUUGGAGAAGCUGUACAAUCAUUUACAGAAACUCUUCAAUCAUUUGAAACCUUAAGUGAGGAAGAGAUGUUGAAAAUUCAAGCAGAUCAUUUUAAUAAAAUUCGUCAACAUCUUAUCGAGCAACAAAAACAACAGCUAGAAGAACUUUUUGUUUCUCAAAGACGUGAACAAAUGAAUCUACAGGAAGAAAUUGAAAUGCAUCAUGAUCAUUUACGUGAACAGCAAGAAUUAUUCACAUCAUUUUCUGAACAAAACAACCUUAGUCAAUUUUCUGCAAACAAUCUUCAAAAUACCUCUGUGAAUAGCUACAAUGAUUCUGCUCAAAAUUUUAUGAACCCUCCACAUUCUAAUCCUUCGAACCAGAAUAUUUCAGUGAACAAUCAAUUUCAAAUGAAUGCUGGUAACUAUGGUAACAGCUUCACGUCUGCUGGGUCACAACAGCCAAACACGAAAGGAAGUGCUGUCAACAAGUAUGUUCCCAAUAGUUACUUCCCUACAAAUACUACAAACAGUUACGUUCAGCAAAGUUCAGCCAAUGGCUAUGUUCCUACAACUUCUGGAAAUAGAUACCUUCCAAAUGAGUCGGUAUUGUCAGAAAUUCCAGGGAAUGUUAGUCAACCUGUUUAUUCUCAGCAAAUGCCUGCCAACUACUCUACACAACAGAAACCUUUCUCUUAUAUAUCUAGUCCAAGUUUGUAUUUUAACCCAAGGGAUCGGGAUAAUGAGUCAGAUAUUAGCACGUUCAGCAGAGGCACGCCUAAACAGUCUUUAAAGUUUAACCAUUCCACACCAUCACCUAAAGCCUAUAAACCAGUUUUGCACUCUCCUGUAAAGGAGGUUCAAAAUGCCUGGACAAGUUCUACAAUGGUAUACCCAGAGUCUGCAUUUGAUCCCAGAUUACAGCACUGUUUUGAUAGAGUAUCAGCUUGUGUGAAAGGAUACUUGACACGUCGUCUGCUAGUCACAGAAAAAGUACAGGAAGUUGUCAAGACCAUUAGUGAUACCAAAUGUUUUGCAAGAAGCUUCCAAGCUGAAACUCCCAUUAAGAAAGGGCAAGUCAACAAUCAAGAUAGAGAUCUGCUGGAUAGAAUCAUUGCACAGCUGCAGGCAGCUUUGUUAGACGUACAUGAGAUAUUUUUUGACAUACCAGUCUGGGAGAGAAUGCAGAUUAUAGAUCAUGACAGACAAGUGAUAGAAGAGAGACGGCUCAGAGAAAGUGGUGCUACAACAAGAUCUAGUGUAUCAUCAUCACAGCCAAGGAUCAGUUCUGCCACACUGAAGGCCAUGGAAAGAAAAAGAAAAGCACAAGAGGCUGAAUCAGCUGUGUUUGGUGACAUCAGACCAAGGUCGGCACCCCAUGUUGAUGAAAGAUGUCACAGAGAAAGUACAGAUUUAAGUGGACCUUUGAGAAGACACUUCCAAUUUCUUUUAUCCAGGGCUCUACAACCAUCUCAUCUUUCACACAGUCACAAUACUUCAUCACAGAGUGGCAGCACCACAGCAAGAACAAGAACUCGUCCAAAAACAGCACCAAGUCAGCCAGUCCAACAUCAGCAUCCAGUACACCAAACAUCCAAUCCUUCCACCCAGCAGACGACAGCAGCUACAGCAGCACCUAAAACCAGGAAAACAGCUAGUACAGCAAAAUCAUCAACGACAUCAACAGCAUCAGUUGCCCCAAAGAGGAAAAAGUCUGGGAAAGCCUGGAGAUGAUGAAAAGUUUGUAGGGAGCAAAGGACAAGCCCAAUUACAUCGAGCUGUAUGUGAAAAACUGAUGGGGAACAGAGCAAGGUCCAGCAGGCAGAAAACCAGUGAAGUUUGAGUAGAGCAGACGACAACCAAGUGCAUCAUGGGAUACUAGAAGUCAUUAAAAUUUGUAAUAUUUGUAAACAUUUUUUUGGGAGCACUGGUCAAGUUCAAUUACAUAGUGCAGUAUAUGAAAAACUGAUGGGGAACAGUUCUAAUUUUAAUUUCAGCAGAUAGCAACCAAGUGCAUCAUGGGAUAUCAGAAGUCAUUUAAAUUUGUAAUAUUAUGAAAUGAUCUCAGUUUUUGGAAGGUUGUAAAAUGAAUCUCAUAUUGUAUUCAAAAUAGUGAUGAUGAGUUUUAAAACUUGUUUCAUAUCUAUUUGAAAAGCUGUAAACAAAUGCAUUUAAAACUUUAUGUUAUAUGUCUAUAGCAAUCUGUAAAUUCAUAGGUAACACAUUUUCCAACGAUUUCAUUAUUCACUGAAACCUCAAAGUUAAAUACUCAAUGAAAGGCAUAUAUAUCAUAGAUUAAUAAUGAGUUUUAAUAUAUCAAGGCCAUAGAUUCAUUCAUAUUUUUCAUAAACCAUGAAGAAAUUAGUGUUUUCCACAAACCUUAAAGAAUAGUAAAUUUCACUUUUUUAAUUCAACAAACCAUAAAAGUUGUGCAAAACAUUGCUUAUUUUACAACCCAUGUAUUUGGAAAUAAGCAUCCAGAAUAUUUCUAUGCAUUUAAAAAUACUUAUGUUACAUUUUAUCAUUUCACUAUUUGUAGAGCGAUACACAUUUAAACCUUUAAAUUUCUGUGUAAAACUUGGUUUGGGAUGAAGAUUGUUAAUAGGGGUAAAAAAAGCUUCUCCAUCAGAAAAAAAUGCCCUACUUUUUUACUGUGUUUUGUUGGAGGAAUGCUAAAAAAAAUAUAUGAUGCCUUCAUCCUCAUCAAAUAUCUGAUCAUUUUCAUACAUCUCGUACUCACACUAAAUGGCAACAUUCCAGUAUUGAAGAUCAUUGCAAAAGUAGAGUAAAAUUUUGUUACAUUGAUUUAAGUUUAAUUGUGCACAGUGUUACUGAACCAUAUUUUUGUUAUGUUUUUAUUUAUAUGAUUUGUUAUUUUUAUAUGUCAGUCAUUCUUUGUUGCCAAACAGAUAAAAUAUCUGUGAUUAUGAAUAAACAAGGUAUUAUUAUU